UUCACUUUUUCACCUUCCCAAAGAGAGAGGCGCGUGCUUCACACUCACACCUGUCCACACCAAAUUUCAGGGGCUUCCUUUCUUCAACCUCGUUACUUACCGUUACCUACUCAACUCACCCUCCUUUUCUCUCUCCCCAUCUUUUUCUCUCUCCUCGAUUUUUUCAAUACCACCAAAUUCUACCAAUGAUGAUGACGACUCCCGACUGUUUCUCUCUCACAAACCCUAACCCUAAUCCUAAUUUGGUGGGAAUUUCAUUGAAGAACAAGCUUUUGUCGUCGUCUACAAUGGCCUCCUUUUCACUUGCUCCGCCGAAAUCUUCGUUUUCUCUGCGAUUUGAAGCAAUUCACCGUUGCCGGAGAACGUUGAUGGUUUCUGGUGUGUCGGCGUUGCCACCGAAGGGCCUCCCUGGACUUAGCUUAUCGAGUCGCAAUCGGCAUGUGUCUUUCGCUGCGUCCCACGAAGAAUCUUCCUCCGAAGCGGAAAUUGAAACGGAGAAGAAUGAUAUUAACAAAGCUGGUGAAGCGUCCCAGGAAGCUUGGGAGCAAGCUCUGGCCUCUUUUAAAGAGCAAGCCUUAAAGCUACAAAGUGUUUCACAAGAAGCUUAUGAAGUAUAUAUGAAGAAGGCAGUUGUCACACUGAAGGACACCUCCGAGAAAUUGAAGAUUCAAGCUGAUCAGGCAAGGCAAGAUUUAAGUGUUAUGACUAAAGAGUUGAGUGAAGAGAGUAGACAAUAUCUUGCUACAGCAGCAGAGAACUCUCCCGAACCUGUGAAAGAUGUAGUGGAGACCUUUGCUUCUGCUCGUGAUCUAGAUGACGUAUCCAAAGUCCGUGAUUUCUAUAUUGGGAUCCCAUAUGGGACGAUUUUGUCAGCUGGUGGCUUCCUUAACUUUAUGCUAACUGGAAGCAUCUCUUCCAUUAGGUUUGGUGUAAUCCUCGGCGGUAUUCUUUUGGCAUUGAGCGUAUCAAGUCUAAGAUCAUGGAGAAAAGGGGAGUUCAGUGAUACGACCUUGAAAGGGCAGGCAGCAAUAACUACUAUUCUAUUUUUAAGGGACACACGGCUGGUGUUUGAGGGAUUGACAUUUGCUGGACUUCUGAAAGUGAUCAUCAGUGGGGCUGUUGCAGCUUUCUUCAUAUAUAGGAUUACCUAUGACAAUAGACAACCAAAUGUUGAUGGGGAGGCUACAGCUUGAAGCAUGAACGGAAAAAGCUGUCGUUUUAAUUGUCGAACGAGCUCCAUGAAAUGGCGUAUAAAGGCAUAUCCCAGAGUUGAAUUGAAGAUGCUCUGUUGUGUGCAAGAUCUUGAAAGUUCGACUAUAGAAGCACGUCCAUAAAUUUUAUAAUUUGCUGUAUCUCAAUUUAGGUUUGUUCAAAAUGUUAUUAAACGCAGGUCUCUUUUAGCAUGUCAUAAAAUAAGCAGGCUGUUGCCGCCCUUUGCUGGCGCAUGAAGUUUCUUGCAGUUGAUGUUUGCCUAUCCUUGGAACAUAUGCACAUCAUCAGUUUGAAAAGAAAGGUUCUAGUAGGACCUUGUUCAUGAUGUAUUGAGGAUGUGGAAGACAUCUGCAUAGUGUCAGUGUUCUGAAGGUUUCAACUUUUUGGGAAAUGUUGGCUGUCUAAACUAUUAGAUUGGUUUCCAUAUUUAGAAUAAUUGUUUAAAUAUAA
Molecule: messenger RNA, 1662 nt
Organism: Spinacia oleracea (spinach)
Lineage: Eukaryota; Viridiplantae; Streptophyta; Magnoliopsida; Caryophyllales; Amaranthaceae
Product: protein FATTY ACID EXPORT 3, chloroplastic
Exons: 6
Coding region: 186-1193 (335 amino acids)
Biological process (GO): fatty acid transport
Cellular component (GO): chloroplast inner membrane
Molecular function (GO): fatty acid transmembrane transporter activity
Source: RefSeq, a predicted model, not a curated record